UUCAGGUAUUCAUUUUAGAAAGCUGACUCUAGAAUGGAAAUUUGUUCUUUCUAUUCGACACCCUAUUACUGCAUUGUAAAUGUUAAACCGAAUGUGAUUCAAAAAUGCCUAAUUUCAAAUCAGGCAAUGUUUCCUAGACUAAAAGAACGAAGGUUGUGUUCUGGUUCAGAUGUUUAUAGCGUAACGAAAAACAAGAACCGGAGAUCUUGCACUGUCGCUUCUGUAAAGGGGGUUGACAGUGUUGACUCAACUCUCUUGAGUGAAAGCUAUAGCUCAGAUGUGGUAGAUGGGAAAGUCGGUACGCAAGGUGUGACUAGUAGAGGUAUAUCAGUACCAAAGGUUAUGAUUCCUAGUUUACCAAGUGAAGCUAAAGGUGAUGCUGUUGCUGUGAUUGAUAGCUGUUUGUGGGAAUGGAAGCCAAAACUGAAUGUUCAUUAUGAGAAAUCUGGAUGUCAAAAUGUUAACUCCGCGCCAAUACUUUUUCUUCCUGGUUUUGGUGUUGGUUCCUUUCACUAUGAAAAGCAGCUGAAGGAUCUUGGUCGUGAUAACAGAAUAUGGGCAUUAGAUUUUAUUGGACAGGGGAAGUCAUUACCUUGUGAGGAUCCAACAUCACGGUCUAAAAGAGUAGAUGAAUCGGAAGGUGAUGGAAACAAUGUUCUCUGGGGUUUGGGGGAUGAAGCAGAACCUUGGGCAAAAGAGCUUGUUUAUUCUGUUGAUUUAUGGAGGGAGCAAGUACGCUAUUUCAUCGAAGAGGUUAUUAAAGAACCAGUCUACAUUGUGGGAAAUUCACUUGGUGGAUAUGUUGCCCUCUACUUUGCAGCAUACUACCCUCAAUUGGUGAAAGGUGUAACCUUGCUGAAUGCGACGCCUUUUUGGGGAUUUCUUCCUAAUCCUGUUAGAUCUCCAAGAUUAUCUAGAUUGUUUCCAUGGGCUGGUACUUUUCCUCUGCCCUCUAAUAUCAGAAAGCUUACAGAACUUGUAUGGCAGAAAAUAAGUGCUCCUGAGAGUAUCGCAGAGGUGCUUAAACAAGUUUAUGCUGAUCAUACCACAAAAGUGGAUAAGGUUUUCUCUAGUAUUCUUGAGGUAACAGAACACCCUGCAGCAGCUGCAUCCCUUGCCUCAAUAAUGUUCGCUCCUCAGGGACAACUAAAUUUCAAAGAGGCACUGACUGGGUGUCGAAUGAACAAUGUACCGGUCUGUCUCAUUUACGGGAAAGAAGACCCCUGGGUGACGCCUAUUUGGGGUUUACAAGUGAAACGCCAAGUCCCUGAAGCUCCAUAUUAUCAGAUUAGUCCAGCUGGUCACUGCCCCCAUGAUGAAGUCCCAGAGAUUGUGAAUUUUUUGCUGCGCGGAUGGAUCAAGAACGUUGAAUCGGAUAGUUCAGUUGCAUUGCCUCUGCUAGAUUAUCCAGAAAGCAUUGAAUACGACGUUGUCAAAGAAUUGGAAUUUGUUCGGCAAGGAGUGAAAAAAUCAGCAAAAGUGCAAUUUUAUGGAUCAAUGACUUCUCAAUGGGAGAGGCUUGGCAUGUUUUUAAAAUCUAGAUUCCAAAAUGGAGUUUACUCUCCAUAAUUGCACAUAUCUUUUUUUUUCAUUUCUUUGUAUCCACAUAUUGUGUGAUCAAU
Messenger RNA from Solanum verrucosum, 1622 nucleotides. Its product is annotated as pheophytinase, chloroplastic. Gene Ontology annotation, biological process: chlorophyll catabolic process. Gene Ontology annotation, cellular component: chloroplast. The record is from RefSeq and is a predicted model, not a curated record. Lineage: Eukaryota; Viridiplantae; Streptophyta; Magnoliopsida; Solanales; Solanaceae. Bases 34 to 1569 code for a protein of 511 amino acids. Gene Ontology annotation, molecular function: pheophytinase activity. The transcript is spliced from 5 exons.